AUCGAUGUCUGGUUUUUGGUUUGCAGGUGGACCCGAACUUUCACCGAGACUUCAUGCAGUGGAAGCAGGCGCCCUCACUGGAGCCCGGCGACCCGUUUGUGGCGAGGCUGUUUGGCGAGGACAUCGACGCUUGCCUCGCCUUCAACAACGCUCCACUCGCUGCCCGAGUGCGUCAGGCCAUCAGCGAGGAGAGCAUCUGCAUAGAAGCCGUUAACGACAAGUCCAGGUCGCACUUCCCCAUGAAAUGCGCUCUCCUGGAAGUGAUUAGACAGUGCCAUUACAGAAUGAAAUUUGAUGGCUGUGACCAAACUUACUGUAUUUCGCAGCUGUGUAGGAACCGGAUAACCGCAGUCUGCAACUUCCUGAACUAUCUGCGCUACAUACAACGAGGACUGGUAAAAAGUUCAGCUCAUGAGAUGUACUGGGAAAUAGCUAGACUACGGAAAGAGAUAGCUUUAGCUAGACUGGGCCUUACAUCAAAUCAGUAGACUAGAGCAGAUUUUUCUACUACAAAAAGUGAAAUAGGAGAUUUUAUACUCAAUAGAGUUUUAUCAAAAACUAAUAUAUUAUAUUAUAUAGCUCAUUUAUCCUAUAAGAAGCCAAAGAUUAGUGAUAGAUUCAUGUGCAACUAUUUUAUCUUAAUUUUUAUUAAUGUAUCAUACUAUAAACUAGAAAAAUAACGUAUAAAUCUGAGCUUCAAUGGACUGAUCAAGCAGAUUUAGAGUUUUAGUGAAUUUUACUCUAAACUGUCAAUAUUCCUCAUAGAUAACGUCAAUGCUUUCCAUUGAGCAUAUACUGACAGUUUAGCAUGUUUGGAAGGACCAAGAAAAGGCCUGUAAGUUGUAAAAUAAGAUAGAAAUGUAAUCUCAGAAACAAUACGUUAUUAUAUUAUCUGCCAUAUUUUAUUAUAUCGUUUUUAUCUAAUUUUAUAAGCUUGUCAGUGUAUUUUUGUUGAUUUUUUAUCAUAAGUCUUACUUUGUUGAUCAAAGUUAUCUGUGCCAAUAUUAUUGAUUCGAUAUACUAUACUUUUUUAUUAUUUUUAAUGGGUUUUCCAAUUUGUUUAUGCCAGAUUCAAAACGUUUAUUCAAUGUAGUGGUUCUCGAACAAUGGGUAGCAAUUAUUGAUGAACAUUCUUAUCGAAAUUAUGUUCAAAUAGUAUUAUAAUCAUAAGGUAUUUUAUUCACAAACUUCAGAAAUACACAAUUUGGAUUUAUAAUAUCUAUAAUUUACCUACGUAUAAAGCCGCGUUCACACCAGAGUUAUUAACAAAAUGUUGAUAACUUAAUCCUUAUAGAUUCUAUUAGAUUGAACAUAACUUGACAAACACAUAUGAUCAUCGUGUGUAUGAUAAGUCAAGUUCAUUCUUAUAGAAUCUAUAAAGAUUAAGUUAAUAACUUAGGUGUAAACGCAGCUUUAGAGUUGUAAGCAUUUCAAACCUAUAGAAACCUUCCUUUUCGCAGAACUUCGUUUCUCUUUUACUAUUGAAUCCUUUUUUAUUAUGUGCUCAAUUUUAAUUCAAAUGUUUUUAAUCACUGUCCGAAUCAACUGUCUAGUAGGCUACAUAAUUUAUUUUCGAAUAAAUUUUUAUCUAUUGCUUCAUUGUUUUGAAAACAGUUUGUUUGAUUUACAUAAUUUUAUUCUUGAUUAAUCUAAACAAAGUGCAAUACUUGUUCUGAAUAUAGCCUACUGUACCUUGAUUAUGAUACUUUUUGUGUAGUUGAGAAGUUGAUAUUGUGGUAAUUAUUCAUAUUAAAUGAAAAAGACUAAGAAAUUGUCAAAAACCACAGAUUUAUUGAUACUUAGAAAGACCGGUUUCGGUUAUUACACCAUUGUCAAUCUCUGAUAACUGGUCUUUCUAAGUUAGUAUCAAUAAAUCUGUGGUUUUAUGACAAUUUCUUAGUCUUUUUCAUUCAAUUUGAUUAUGAUAUAUUCAGUUUUAUAGGGAUUUUAUUCUCAUUGUCCUCCUUUCAUAAAUCAGUGUCAAAUCAAAUUUAUACUAGAAACUAAUGUUUUAUAGAUGUUCUAAUAAUUUAUGUUUCAUUUAACGCAAUCAAACAGCUUUAAUUGUAUUUAUGAUAUAAGUCUAAAACAGUUUUAGUUAGAAAUACAAAUUAAAAUCCAAGUAGCCUACCUUUUCUUAAAAUUGUACUUGGAAUUUUUAAAAUUUUUAUUCAAUAGCAGCCCUAACGAAAAAACAAAACACAGUUUUAGUUACUAUAGUUUUAUAGUUGAAAAAGUUUUAUAGUUGAAACAGUUUUAUAGUUGAAACAGUUUUAUAAUUGAAACAGUUUUAUAGUUAAAACAGUUUUAUAGUUACUAGAUUCAUGUGUUGUUAACUUGAAUAGGUACUUCUAUACCCAUGAAUUAUUCAUAGCAUUUCAUCCAUGUUUAAGAUGUGACUAUAACUGAAUUCCUAUGUAGUUCUGAUCUUAAUUCUAAUUUACCGGUAUACUACUGUUUUAUUAAUGAGUUAUUUAAUCAUUUGAGCAGCUUUAUUAGUAUUUACGAUGUGAUUAUACACUAUAACUAUAUUUAUGUAUGCAUGGUUUUGUUAAAUGUGUUAAUAUAUUCAAUUUUUUGUUAUCGAUGCCAGAAAGAUUUAUAAAUAUUAUAUAACUUGAAUAAAUUAUUGUCACAUUACUAUUGGAUAUCUAUGUAAUAUUGUUCUAUGUAUGUGUUAUGAAAGUAAGGAAAGUAAAUAUUUUUGUUACAUCAACGUAAA
Nilaparvata lugens (brown planthopper) is the source of this 2722-nucleotide messenger RNA. Its product is annotated as guanine nucleotide exchange factor for Rab-3A. Gene Ontology annotation, cellular component: Golgi to plasma membrane transport vesicle. The transcript is spliced from 4 exons. Bases 54 to 488 code for a protein of 144 amino acids. Gene Ontology annotation, biological process: exocytosis. Lineage: Eukaryota; Metazoa; Arthropoda; Insecta; Hemiptera; Delphacidae. Gene Ontology annotation, molecular function: guanyl-nucleotide exchange factor activity. The record is from RefSeq and is a predicted model, not a curated record.